Candida tropicalis MYA-3404 is the source of this 1029-nucleotide messenger RNA. RefSeq lists its product as uncharacterized. The record is from RefSeq and is a predicted model, not a curated record. The transcript has a single exon. Bases 1 to 1029 code for a protein of 342 amino acids. Lineage: Eukaryota; Fungi; Ascomycota; Pichiomycetes; Serinales; Debaryomycetaceae.
AUGCCAAAAACAAAUCAAGAAUUGAACGAAAGCAUCGAAGAUAGUUUAGAUGAUCAGGGAAUUCAAGUUGAAGAUUGUUUUUAUAUCCCAUCCAAAAAAAAAUCCAAGGUUUCAAAAAAACCUGUCUUAUCAACUCAUGACUUAUCAACAGAUUAUCUGGAAGAAUCAGAUGCCUCAGAUUCUCCAAAACAGACCAAAGCACAACUCGUUUUAGCUAAAUCGACUCAUGACUUAUCAACAGAUUACCUGGAUGAAUCAGAAGCUCCAGACUCACAAAAGCAGUCUAACCCACAAAUAGCCUCAGCUGAUAUGCCUACACCAUCGGUAUCGACGCAGCAACAUCAACAGGAAGAGCCACCUUCUGUAGAAGCUCCUCGCACAUGCCUUCAUCAAAUCAUUGAGUUUCUUAAUUCCAUUCUGGUUGAAUUUGAAAUUACUGAUAACAAACUUAAUAUUGUUCAUGAAGAUUUUUCAAUAAUGCAAGAAUGCUUGGAAUAUAUUAACCGAUUUAUUUCCAUCAAAAAGGUAACAACUGAUACUAAUUCCAGUGGCAAUAAAACAACCUACUACCUUAGAUAUCAAUGCAAUGAUAAUGAUCCAUGUUUAAUAAAGAUUCUGAAAAUAUUCAUCAACCAAGAAUACACAUUCUGUAUCAAUUUAUAUAUCAAUGAAUUGCACGACCACUACUUAGGAAUCGCCGCAAAUGACACAAAAAAUAGAAAGUUACACGAAAAACUAAUUCUAGUCAGAACUAUAACUUAUGAUCAAAUAGAAUGUUUGCACAAGGGUAAAACUGAUACAGAUUCCUAUCUGAAGAAGUUGCAGCGCCAAAGGGAAAGAAAUAGAGCUAAAACUAGAGCCAACAAAACAACUUCACAGUUGAAAUUAGAGCUUUUGGAUUCUUUAAAAUACUUGGUUCACAGACUUGAAAACGAGGAUGGUGAUAAGUACAAAAGUUUGAUAGACUCAACGUAUGUGUAUAUAAAAGCUCUCGAAAGUAGCUGUGGCUUUGAUACCGAAACUGUAUAG